Molecule: messenger RNA, 1300 nt
Organism: Paramecium pentaurelia
Lineage: Eukaryota; Ciliophora; Oligohymenophorea; Peniculida; Parameciidae
Source: the annotation of a GenBank genome assembly
AUGGGGUAUUUUAAGAAUAGACCACCCUUUUAAAAGAGAGUUGCAAACUCAUCCCUAUUAAGUUAAUCUGAUGAGAUAUUGUUGGAUGAUCUAUUGUUCUUAAUAUCUUGCUUUGAGAAUAAUCAUUCAGAAUUUAUAACUAAAGCACCUUCAUAUUAUAUAGAAUAAUACUUUACAUUAGUUAAUGAAUAGUAAUACAUAAUUUAUAAAUGUUUAGGGAAUUUGCAAAUUCUUAUAUCAUUCGAAAUAAAGUAUUAUUAACAUGCCAUUUAAUGCUUCAUGAAUUUCAAUUAGGGAUUGAUUUUGCUGACCAUUUCUUAAAUUAGAAAUUCAUAGUUUUAUAGAAUAGAAAAUCUCCUAUACUUGUAAAAACUAGUGGAUAGAAAGAAGAAUGGCUAUCAGCAAAUAUUUAAUUAAGUUAUUUCUAAUAUUUAUAAAAAUUGGCUGUAAAUAUAUAAGUGUUCCAUGCUUGUAAAGUGUAACAAUAUCCUUUGUUUUAAGAGGGAUAAAAAUUUAUUGAUAUUCAAACAAAAUUGCUUUGGCUCUUUAAAAUUAGUAAUUUAGUAAUUAUAAAAAUUAAAUUAUAAGGUUAAUAGUGGAUUGGGUUAGAUGGAAAUCUUAAAAUAAGCUUUGCAAAUGGUACCUGAAGAUAUGUUAUUAAAAGAGAUUGUAUUAGUUUACUGGUCUGACAUCAUAGUAUUCUACAAUUUUCUUAGUAAAGAAGUAUAUCAACAUCCGUAAUAAAUAGAUCUUAUAAUUGUUAGAUUAUUAUAGACAUCUAGCUACACAUAUUUGUCUAUAAUUUUAUGAACUUUAUUUAUAAUUGUUUCAAAUUAGAAAUUCCAUUUCAGAUCUUUAUAAAUAUCGUAAACAUUUUGAUAGAGAUAAUGUUAUUAAAUAACCAAAAUGGUUUGAUGUGAAUAAACCAGUUCAUAAAUAAAUAGAAGAAUUCAUGUUGAAAUAAAAAUUGAAUAUGGGUAAUAAUACAGAUAGAGCUACAUUAAAACCAUAAAUGUCAAGUAGAGGAUCUAAAUCUCAAAUUGCAUUAGACACAAGAAUUGAUUUAAGUAAAUUACCUAGAUAAAAUAAUACAAUAAAAACUCAUAGAGCAGGAAGAUAGGGAGAAAGUGAAGGUGAUGAUGAAGAUUUUGAAUAAUUAAAAUAAAUCCUACAAAAUUAGAAUAUUCAAACUAAAUUAACAAAGAAAAAAUAAUAAAAAUAAUAAUAAUAACAAGAUUCUUAAGUUUCUUUUUAAAAAUAAUCUCAUGAAGAAGGAACAGAUCUACCAAAAAAAGAUUGA